Hordeum vulgare subsp. vulgare (domesticated barley) is the source of this 656-nucleotide messenger RNA. RefSeq lists its product as uncharacterized. Bases 153 to 383 code for a protein of 76 amino acids. The record is from RefSeq and is a predicted model, not a curated record. Lineage: Eukaryota; Viridiplantae; Streptophyta; Magnoliopsida; Poales; Poaceae. The transcript has 2 exons.
AGAGUCCCUUAAUUACGCGCAGGAAUCUUCCCCAAAACGAGAGCAAGGAACGCCCGGUCUACUGUGUGCGUGUCGUCGCCAUCGCCACCGCUCGAGAGAUUCCUGAGAUUGGAGAGAGGGAAGGGAAGUGAGAGAGGGAGGAGGCCACGGCCAUGUCGUCGUUGGGGACGUCCAAGGGGAUCCUGGAGAUCGCCAAAUUUGGGGUGUACGUCGCCGUCCCCGUUACCCUCACCUACCUUGUCGCCACUGACGCCAAGGCCAUCAAGAAGCUCAUGGACCUCCGUCCUUAUGUGGUUUACCCUCCAGAAGGCCCACGACCACCACGGCCCGAAGAACUUCGUGAAAGGGCUCGGGAGAUAGCUCGCAGCAGAAGGCAAGAAUAAACAGGUGGACCAUGAUUGCUCCACAUAGUUUGUACUGAGACCAUCUUCUGCAUGAUACUACGAUCCGCCCAAAAGAUUCAUGAAACAGGGACAGAAAAACUCCAACUGUCAGUCAUGCUGUCGUGAGUGUAUGGUUGUCAAAUAACAUGAUUUCACUUUGAAAGAAACCCACUUGACUCCGGUUAUACUGCUGUAGUGUUUCUGGUUGUUGAUGUAAAGUUAUGAGACGUUUCCGAGUUGUGACGAAGAGUAAUAAACCAAUUUCAUCGCUCA